AUGCAGGUUGAAUGGCGGCGGCGCAAUGAUUGUUCUGCGCCGUCUCUAUUUUGCGUAUUUACUUUUACUCCCUGUGACUACAAAAGGCAAUCCCAAAGUAUUCAUUUAAGGUGGAAUUCUGCCUUUGGUAAAAGCAGAAUCCAUGUUAAAAUGCAAUGGUUGGAUGGGCCUUUUUCUUUUUCUUUUUCUUUUCUGGAGAAUAGUGAAAUUUCUGCCUCACUUAAAGUUUUAAUUAUUAUUUACUUCAUUGCCUGUAACUUGGAAGAUUCGGGCGAAUCUUGGAAGCGUUUUGUGGCAAAGCUAGCAGUUGUGAUGCUUCUUACAAUUGCUUUGUCUCUCAUCUACGUCGAGCUCAAGAAUUUGGUCUUGAAGAAAAUAUUUACAGAAAUUACAAAAAAGUUUUGGAGUGAAUGGGAGCUUCGCUUGAUGGUUAUAAUCAGCCUUAUUCUCCAGCUUGUUCUCGUCAUAUCUGGGAAUCUUCGACGAGGAUACAUAGGGAAAAAGUUGCCUUAUGUUACAAUAGCUGCAUGGUUAGUGUAUUUGUCAGCAGAUUGGAUGGCAACUCUUGUGCUGAGCACCCUUCUUAGUGGCGAUGUUAGUCUGAAAAAUGGCCUUAUUGUAUUUUGGACGCCCUUUAUUUUGUGGCAUCUUGGCAGCCCUCACAACAUUACAGCUUAUUCUUUAGAAGACAAUGAGCUGUGGUUAAGACAUUUUCUUGGCAUGGUGUUCCAAGUUUCAGAGGCAAUUUACAUCUACAUUAGGUUUCGAUCAGACACUGACCUCAAUUUUAUGGCUGCUCUGAUAUUCAUUGCUGGAGUUUUCAAGUAUGUAGAAAGGAUAUGGGCUCUCAGAUCUACAAAUGAGAAGCAGCUCAUAAAUUCCUUGUACCCUUCUAAAAGAAAAGCUACCAGAAAAGGAAAAAUGAUCAGAAUAGGGCUGUCUGAAUCCACAAUAAACCGUUGUUUUGAAGGCAAAGCCAAUUUUUCUGAGCUCAAAUUGCUCCGUGAAGCUUAUUCAUCCUUCAUUGUUUUCAAGCCUCUCUUUCUCGGCCUCCCAUUUGGGCUUUCCGCAAAAUUUUAUGAUGACAUGGUUUACAUCAAGUCUAAAUCUGCGGAACAAGCCUUCAAAUUGGUCGGGACUGAACUGGGAUACCUUUAUGAUUUGCUCUUCACCAAGAUGCCCAUACAUCAUCUUCAGCCUAAAGUGAGUUUAUAUCUUCGUGCCUUCUGCUUUCUGUCUGCUGUGUCUUCACUGAUUGCUUUCUCAGCAAUCGUGGAUAAGAGUGUGCAUGCAAAAGUCGACAUUGUCGUGACAUAUUUGCUGUUGCUGGGAGCUAUUUGUCUCGACAUAUAUUCAUUUAUAAUGCACGCUUUCUCCACAUGGGCAAUGGUCCGGUUGCCCAUUCCUGAAAACAAGGUACAUAAGUUGUACUCCAAGGUUGUUGCUUGGAGGUUGAAUUCCGUUGAAUCCAAGAUGGCAAUCAAAUCAAUGGCGCAACAUGAUCUAAUAAAUUAUUACGUCAAGGCCAAUACAAAUAAGUUCAACGAUGCUGUUAAGAUUAUUGACACUGGUAAUCUUCUACAGAAGUAUUGGCAUACCAAUUGGAGGGCAGUUGAUUGUGAAUUGAAGCAAUUCAUCUAUUCUCAUCUGAAAGAGAAACGUCAGAAGUGGGUCGAGAUGGGUUGCAGACUUGAAGAUCUCGAGAAGUUGUUAAAUGAGAAAGAUGAAAAUUUGUUGGAUGAACUAGGUAUUGUUAGUGAGGAUUUGAAACUGGACAUAACAGAUUUUACACAACGCAUUUUUAUUUGGCAUUUUGCGACAGAGCUUGUUUACUACGAUGAUGUUGGCAGUUUUCGAAGAGGUACGGUGGGUUCAUUUUGCCAAAUUGCCAAGUCCUUGUCUGAUUACAUGAUGUACCUCGUAGUCGUCUGUCCAUUGAUGCUGCCUAAAGGGUUCAGUGAACUGAUAAACAAAGUAAGCUACAUCCAAGCCACAAAAUUUUCCCAGGAGAGGACAUCACCAAAAAGAUUUGCAUCGGUGGUGCUUGGGCUUAAUAGAGAUUUUCGGGUGGAAAGUUAUAGCAUCGAAGUGAUAAGUGGAGGGAUUGCGUUUGCCCAGGCAUUGCAAAGUGUUGUAACUGAGCAUCGGUGGGAUCACGAAAAGAAAUGGGAAAUGAUUAGUAAGAUGUGGAUGGAGAUGAUGACUCAUACUGCUAGUCAUUGUUCUUGGAAAGAGCAUGCUGAACGAUUGAGGCAAGGUGGAGAGCUGCUUACUCAUGUUGCACUUCUUAUGGCACAUCUUGGUUUAAGCACUCAGAUCCGCAGAUAUGAGGUUCCAGAUGAGGACGAGCUCGAUACACCUCCAUUCACACUUUAA
Messenger RNA from Durio zibethinus, 2376 nucleotides. RefSeq lists its product as uncharacterized. The record is from RefSeq and is a predicted model, not a curated record. NCBI's taxonomy places the organism in Eukaryota, Viridiplantae, Streptophyta, Magnoliopsida, Malvales, Malvaceae.